This is a messenger RNA of Fonsecaea pedrosoi CBS 271.37, 2034 nucleotides long. RefSeq lists its product as uncharacterized. Gene Ontology annotation, biological process: DNA-templated transcription. The record is from RefSeq and is a predicted model, not a curated record. Gene Ontology annotation, molecular function: zinc ion binding; DNA binding. The transcript is spliced from 3 exons. Lineage: Eukaryota; Fungi; Ascomycota; Eurotiomycetes; Chaetothyriales; Herpotrichiellaceae. Bases 1 to 2034 code for a protein of 677 amino acids.
AUGACAGACACCUUCUUUUGUUUGGGACCGCUAAAAAGAUGCCAUCUCAGCCAGAUAAGUCGGCUGGAGGAAGAGAAUGCGAGAUUGAAAGCAGCAGUCCGCCGGCAUGCGGCCGCUGGCGACACAACCAGCAACAACGUCCCACCAUCCAAACCUAUCGCGCCCAUGCAGAACCACGACGACCAAGAGCAGCAGCAGGAGUUGGAAAGCCCCGGCAAUGCCGACGUGGUAAUAUCGAAUCCAUUGGUCGAGGAUCGUGCCUGGUUUGUCCAUGAUUCUACCUCGUCGCAAGCCGCCUAUGUCGGGGAGGCAUCAUGCACUGCCUUCGGCACCCGUUUGUACCAGUACCUCGACCGUAACACCUCUCCUUCGCCCAUUCCGCGGGCGCGCCUGGUGGGUGACGAAGUGCUAUCACAGAACAUUUUCACAGAAUACGCGCUUCCCCCACGUGCUCAUGCCGUGUUCCUCAUCCGUGUGGCCAUUCGUCUCGUGGGGCUGGACUAUCACUUGAUGAUGAGGAAGCAAAUCUUGGAACAGCUCAACCAACUCUAUGUCGGUCGGCUCACCAUAGAGCAGGAUCCCCUUCUGGCCUGCCGUCUCUUUACCAUUUUCGCUCUGGGGGAGCUGUACACCAACAAAGCAAAAGAGAGCCAAAAGGUUCAAGGCGCGCCAAACGUGCCUGGUCUGUGGUUCUUUGUCCGUGCCAUGAGUCUCUUUCAAGAGAUUCGUGAGGAAGCCACCGUGUCCUACAUCGAAGCCCUGCUCCUCAUCUCCAUCUACUCUCUAGCCUUGAACAGAGCAAAUUCGGCAUACGUCUACGCUGGAACCGCGCUUCGGUUGAGCCUAACGCUGGGUCUCCAUCACAACGUCCCUCAAAAUCAAAUGUUCAGUCCGAUCGAGCGAGAACGCCGCAUCCGAGUCUGGUGGACGGUCUACAUCUUUGACCGCAUUUGGAGUUCCAAACUAGGCCAUCCCAUCAUGAUACGAGACGACGACAUUGAUGUUGCCAUACCAUCCAUGAAGGGCCUCAGCGCUGCAGAAAUGGCCGAGUUCUCCGAGCCCGAGCACCUUAUCGCCAAUGUGCAUCUAGCGAGGAUCACAGGAGAUAUUAUGAACCAUAUCUACAACAAAAAUUGCCGUCGCCAGGUCUUCGUUCAAAGCGUGCAAAAAAUCUUACGCAGAUUGAGGUCAUGGGCCGAAACCCUCCCCGAGGUAAUUCGGCUGCAGCAGGACCCAACUCGCAGGUACACGGCCAGACAUGUGGCGUCCCUUCAUCUCUGUUUCAAUCAGUGUGUCAUACUUACGACGCGGCCGAUCUUGUUUUACGCCUUGAAAUCAAAGCUCCAUUCCAAUUUCGAGGGACUAAAUGGUGAGCCACCACCACCUAUAUCGACCAUCACCACCGCCCUAGCUGAGGCGUGUGUUCAUGCCGCGCGAAGCUCGAAUCAAAUUCUCGACCAGCUUUGGGUCGAUGGCUCGCUUGCCACAUUCGGGUUUUUUGACGCGCAGUACCUCUUUUCGUCGACCCUGGUCCUGCUCAUUGAAACACUGUUGCGGCCCGACACGUCUGAUUCCGAGGCUGUGAGCACGGCGAUUUAUCUAUUGAAAACCAUCUCAGAGGAGGGCAAUCUACCGGCCUACAGAUAUUACGGCCACCUCAUGCAACUACAGACCACAAUAACCGCCUUUCAGACAAAAAGCUUGCGACAACCGGGAGAAGGUCUCGAUCUGAUGCAGGACGGACUGGAAACAGAUGUAGCAGUCGAGUCUCUCCCGACCGCUUUGCCAGCACCCGUGGGGGACGGCCUGUGUCAGGAUGCCAACGCGACUUCAAACGCACUGAUUACUGGGUCUGCGCUCGACGAUCCCUUCCUCCAAAAUUUUCUCGCUUAUUCGGAUUUACAAUGGCCAGCGACAAUUGAAGGUCUCGGGGCGAUUGGCGGUAGUUCUAUCUCACCUCCACAAUGGGUUUUCGAAUGGGAUACGCAGAACCAAGACCUGUACGGAAGUGAACCACUGACCAGAGACGAUUGA